Molecule: messenger RNA, 402 nt
Organism: Colletotrichum chrysophilum
Lineage: Eukaryota; Fungi; Ascomycota; Sordariomycetes; Glomerellales; Glomerellaceae
Exons: 2
Coding region: 1-402 (133 amino acids)
Biological process (GO): mitochondrial respiratory chain complex IV assembly
Cellular component (GO): mitochondrion; respiratory chain complex IV; mitochondrial intermembrane space
Source: RefSeq, a predicted model, not a curated record
AUGGGCUUCUUCUCCACAAAGUCGGACGAGGACCGCCGCGCAGAGGAAGUCCGCUCCGGCGCCGUCGCCCCGAAACGCAGCGAGCGCCGCAAGUGCUGGGACGCCCGCGACGCCUACUUCGGCUGCCUCGACGCCAACAACAUCGUCGACGCCCUCAAGGACGACCGCCAGGCCCGCAAGGCAUGCCCGACGCAGAACGCCGACUUUGAGCGGGAUUGUGCCGCUGCGUGGGUCAAAUACUUCAAGCAAUGGCGCGUAGCCGACAUCGCCAAGAAGGAGCGGAUAGCGCAGCUCGAGGCCGAGAACGCCAUCAAGAUGGACGUGACCACCACCUUCGCCGACAACUCCAAGGGCACGAGCAAGGCCGAUCUGCAAGACAUGCUGGCGUCCAAGAGGCAGUAG